Molecule: messenger RNA, 865 nt
Organism: Magallana angulata
Lineage: Eukaryota; Metazoa; Mollusca; Bivalvia; Ostreida; Ostreidae
Exons: 2
Coding region: 382-771 (129 amino acids)
Source: RefSeq, a predicted model, not a curated record
ACAUUUAUAUAUCAAUACAUUUAUAGAAGGUGAUAGAGUCAAUUCGUUUGGGGGGAUAUUUUGGUUGCAUUUACGGGCCGACAUUCCGAUUACGAACACUAGUCUCUGUGUAUUGAAGGUUUUCACCCCCCUCAGACGCCGGACUUUUAAUUUGGGACUUUGUCACCAAAAUGGGUUCGUAGCUAGCUCCUAUUUCUUGUAUACAUAUACCUCGGGACGUUAACUUUCUUGCCAAUGUCAGAUUUUGUGUCAAUAGAAACUGGAAUAUGACCUAAAGACAUCAGAGGGUCCCAUGUCAUAGACCGUGGAUUCACCACUGAGAUAAGAAAACCCACUGCACUGCACAAUACCUACUCAAUUUAUAGGACAUCAGAGCGCAGCAUGUAUUUUUUGACCAUCCUCGGACUUUGUACUUUGGUGGCGGCUUUGCCAAGAGUAAAAAGACAGGAUCAAUAUUACAUGGAGAACAAAUGUUCAAUGGCCGCACGUGACACGAGUUGCCCCACCGGAUAUUGCUGCGCCUACGACGAAUUCUUCCGCAUCAUCUACUACUGCAAGAAACUGGGCGCCAUCAACGAGUCCUGUUCGACGGUAGCCAGCGACGCGGACUGCCCGUGCGAGCCUGGCCUCACGUGCGUGCCCACAGUCCAGGGCUCGUCCUUUGUUACUAUUUAUGGUAGAUGUAAACCGGUUGGCAUGACGACGGAAGAAGCCGGUACGACGGAAGCUGAACACACCAAUCAUGGGCAUCACGUGACCAAACAUGGCUAGAGGGUCGCUAUAUAUGUAAACUUGUGUUCACGCUUUGUUUAAAAUUUGUCUUGACAUGUGACAUGUUAAUUUAGAAUAAAUCAUACCUGCUCUU